AUGCGCAAAAGCAAGAAUAACGAUUUCAAAACUCCCUUUAUAGUUCCUCAAGAUAGUCUUCCCUUUAAGAGUAUCAAGUAUUCAGUCACGUAUCCAGCAAAGCGCAAUAAAAUCGAUGAUUCAGUUAAGAAUUCUCGUCUUUUAAAACCUUUAGGAAAGAACAACGUUGUUUCCGACGCGGAGGAUAAUAUUGAACUUCCUCACAAAAAACCAAAAGAAGGGAACUUCAAUGAUAAUUUACCUGUCUCUUCCCCUCCUAAAAAGAUUAGCUGUAUUAGCUCAACUUUUUCAUUAAAAAAAUUGUCGCGUCCUUUUAAAGUUCCUACAUUUAUUAGAAAUGUUGAGCCUCAGAACGGUCAACAACGUCCACUAUCCCAUAAGCACCUUGCCUUUGUAAGACCAGCACAUAAUCCUAAGGCGGAAAACGCGAUUAUACUUUAUGAUCCCUUGGAUAAUAAAGAUCAGGAUAUUAAAAAGAAGGAUAAAUCCGUGGCGGAAAUUUUAGGGACUAAAAAUCCGGCUAAUCAAGAAGUUCCUGUCAUUGUUGAUCCAAUUUUGGGGCAAAAACUUCGUCCUCAUCAGGUUGAAGGCGUAAAGUUUCUUUAUAAUUGUACCACCGGAAGGACCGUAGAAGGAGCUUUUGGGUGUAUAAUGGCAGAUGAAAUGGGUCUUGGAAAAACUCUUCAAUGUAUCGCCCUUCUGUGGACACUACUUAAACAGUCUCCUGAAUUUAACAAGAAAACAAUAGAGAAAUGUAUCAUCGCAUGUCCAUCAAGUCUUGUAACAAAUUGGGCUAAUGAAUUUGUUAAAUGGCUAGGCUCUUUACGAAUCAAACCGCUAGUAAUCGAUAACAAAGGAGGGAAAGAAAAUGUGAUGAAAGAUCUGAAACAUUUUGCCGAUGCUCAGGGUCGAAUGAUUAUUAAUUCUGUUUUGAUCAUUUCAUAUGAGACAUUACGUGCAAAUAUUGUGGAAUUAAAGGAGUGUAAGAUUGGUCUUCUCUUAUGCGAUGAAGGUCAUCGCUUAAAGAAUUCAAGUAAGUACAACGAAGAGUUAUUUUAUCCGAACGAUCUCUCCGAAUAUUUCUCGCUUUUAAACUUUACCAACCCUGGACUUCUUGGUACGCCCAACGAAUUUCGCAGGAAUUACGAGAAUCCUAUCCUUCGUGGUAGAGAUGCUGAUGCAUCCGAACAUGAACGAUACAUUAGUGAUCAAAAGUUAGCAGAACUGUUGAGUGUUGCGAGCAAGUUUAUUAUAAGGCGAAGUAACGACAUUUUAUCAAAAUAUUUACCCGUAAAAUACGAACAUGUCGUAUUUUGUCGCCUAAGCGAGUUCCAAUUGUCACUAUACGAAUUGUUCAUGACAUCUCCUGAAAUCCAACGUCUCUUGCGUGGUAUCGGUUCACAGCCUCUUAAAGCUAUAACUAUCCUUAAAAAGUUAUGUAAUCAUCCCGACUUGCUUGAUCUUCCAGGAGAUCUUAAAGGAUCGGAAACAUGUUUUCCGCAAGAUUAUUCAAUAAAGGAAAAGGCACGAAUAGUUAAACCAGAAUUUUCUGGAAAAAUGUUGGUUUUGGAUAGAAUGUUGUCAAAAAUUAAGGACGAGUCAGAUGACAAGAUCGUCUUGAUUUCAAAUUAUACGCAGACACUAGAUCUUUUCGAAAAAUUAUGCCGGAUGAGAAGAUACGCUUGUCUGCGGCUUGAUGGUUCGAUGUCGAUAAAAAAACGACAGGAACUUGUAAAUCGAUUUAACGACCCGAAAAGCCCAGAAUUCGUGUUUCUCCUGAGUAGCAAAGCGGGUGGAUGUGGCAUAAACUUAAUUGGAGCAAAUCGUCUUGUAUUAUUUGAUCCUGAUUGGAAUCCUGCUUCUGAUCAACAAGCAUUGGCAAGGGUUUGGAGAGACGGACAAAAGAAAGAGUGUUUUAUAUAUCGAUUUAUCGCGACUGGAACGAUUGAAGAGAAAAUCUUCCAACGUCAAUCACACAAGCAAUCUCUCUCAUCAUGUGUUGUUGAUGAGGAAGAAGGCGUUGAAAGACACUUUUCACUUGAAUCUUUAAGACGUCUGUUCCAAUUCGAUCCGGAUACCAUGUGUGACACUCAUAGCACUUUUAAGUGCAAAAGGUGUAUUAAUGGAAUUCAAAGUCUUCCAAGGCUUCCCAGCGAAAAUAUGAGUUAUGGUGACACGAGCUCAUGGGAUCAUUUUUCUGGGGGAACUGAUCUUCUUAAGACUCGAGACCCAAUUCUGAAGUUGGAAGCUAAUCAAGGAGUUGUUUCUUAUGUUUUUCAAUAUAAGUCUCAUUAA
Funneliformis mosseae is the source of this 2295-nucleotide messenger RNA. The record is from the annotation of a GenBank genome assembly. Lineage: Eukaryota; Fungi; Glomeromycota; Glomeromycetes; Glomerales; Glomeraceae.